Molecule: messenger RNA, 3398 nt
Organism: Acanthopagrus latus (yellowfin seabream)
Lineage: Eukaryota; Metazoa; Chordata; Actinopteri; Spariformes; Sparidae
Gene: atg13
Product: ATG13 autophagy related 13 homolog (S. cerevisiae)
Exons: 18
Coding region: 167-1792 (541 amino acids)
Biological process (GO): mitophagy; piecemeal microautophagy of the nucleus; autophagosome assembly
Cellular component (GO): extrinsic component of membrane; phagophore assembly site; Atg1/ULK1 kinase complex
Source: RefSeq, a predicted model, not a curated record
AUGGAGAAAAUAAACAGUGAAGUAGCUCCGCCGCUGUUGACGUUGUAUACAUCUGCGCUGGGCGUGUAAAUGUUGGUGAAAUUCAGCAUUGCAUGUCAUCUUUAGUGUUUAGUUUGUGUUUUACAGACGGUACGCUGUUGAGAGGCAAGCUAAUGGUCGUGGCAACAUGGACAGUGGCCUGAGUCCCCAGGAUAAAAAAGACCUGGACAAGUUCAUCAAGUUCUUUGCCCUGAAGACUGUCCAGGUGAUCGUCCAGGCCCGUCUCGGAGAGAAGAUCUGCACUCGCUCGUCCUCGUCGCCUACCGGCUCUGAUUGGUUUAAUUUGGCCAUCAAAGAUAUUCCUGAGGUGACUCAUGAAGCCAAGAGGGCACUGGCUGGCCAGCUUCCAGGCAUUGGGCGCUCCAUGUGUGUCGAGAUCUCCCUGAAGACAUCGGAGGGGGACUCGAUGGAGCUAGAGACUUGGUGCCUAGAGAUGAAUGAAAAGUGUGAUAAGGACAUCAAGGUGUCGUAUACAGUCUACAAUCGUCUGUCUGUCCUUCUGAAGUCUCUGCUGGCUAUUACCAGAGUAACACCCGCCUAUAAACUGUCUAGAAAGCAGGGACACGACUACGUAAUAUUAUACAGGAUUUACUUUGGGGAAGUCCAGCUGAGUGGAUUAGGAGAAGGUUUUCAGACGGUGCGUGUUGGCGUCGUUGGCACUCCAGUCGGCACGGUCACACUUUCAUGUGCUUACCGCACCAACCUGGCCUUCAUGUCUAACAGACAGUUUGAGCGGUCGGCUCCUAUCAUGGGGAUCAUUGUGGAUCACUUUGUGGAUCCUCCCUGCGGCAGCCAUCGCCCUGCAAACAUGGGACAGCCCUGCAACUACAGAGCUCCAGAUGAAGAGGACGGAGGACCAUUUGUAGGCGUUCAGGAUUCACAGGAGGUCUGCACCACCUCCUUCUCCACCUCCCCUCCCUCCCAGUGUGUGUGUACUCUGAGUCCUUCGCCCUCGAAACUGUCUAAGCCCGUCCCCCUGGACAAUGUGCAGCUCCCAUUGGCUCCUGGACUUGUCACUCACACUCUGUAUGCUUCCAGGUUAUCAUACCAGCCUCCAGCUGCAGCCGGGGCUGCUGAGCUGUGUCAUCCUGCUGCCAAUCCAAACCAGGUGAUGCAUGGUGGGAAAGAAGGUGGGGUUGUAUUGGUUCCUGCCCACCCAGUUCAUGGAGCUGAUGCCCAUCUGACAGCCGAGCACCCCCCCAUCACACCCGGCAGCAUCGGUGAUGAUGACAGCCUGUCGCACAGUGGAGACGGAAGGAGGGAUGAGGGCAGGAGGAGUGUUUCUCCCUCUGACCCUGUGGAGGCUCUCAAUGCGUUCACGAGGAAAAUCGGAGCCUUUGUGAACAAACCCAGCACACAGGUCACAGCAGCCAGUCUGGACUUGCCCUUCGCUGCAUUUGCUCCUCGGGGCCUGGACUCAGAGGAAAAUGACCCCAUGGUGCAACCACCAGACUCUCCUCCUUGCCCGUCACCCCUGCAGGCCAGCCUCCAUUCUCAGGGCUCGGAGGGAUCGGGGCCGCAGGAUGACUUUGUCAUGGUCGACUUUCGUCCAGCCUUCUCUAAAGACGACCUGCUGCCGAUGGAUCUGGGCACUUUUUACAGAGAGUUUCAGAACCCUCCUCAGCUGGCCAGUCUCUCGCUACACAUCAGCUCACAGUCGAUGGCCGACGACUUGGACUCACUGCCAGAGAAACUGGCCGUUUAUGAGAAAAACAUCGACGAGUUCGACGCUUUUGUGGACAUGCUCCAAUAGAGGAGGAGAAGAAGUGAAGAAAAAGGCAGAAAGGAGAAGACUACAUGUGAGAAAGGACUAAAUGGAUGAAAGGGGGGCGGGGGGGGGUGGAAAGAAGCAGCAGCCUGGAGGCUCUGUGGUCAUUUGUUCUGUGAGAAGCACUCAGACUAAACCGCCAUGUUUUAAUGUGACAUCUUCCUCGCUUACCUUAACUGCCCAGCACGUUCACCUCGCUUACCAGCCUGUACAGGUGGUCCUCGCCACUGUAAAUACUGUAUCAUCUUCUGACACUGGCAUACACCCGUCUGGUCUCAUGGUGUUGAUUCACACUUAAAAAAAAAAAGAAGUUAUUUUUCUGUUUGGCACAAAUCUGCUCGUCGUUAGGGUUUAAUCAGGAAAUCAGGUGACCGUGGGCUCACAGCCACGCAACUCUGAUUCCCCCGUAGCGCAUUAUUAUGGCCUCUGAUCAAAUCCAAUCUACAGGUGAAGGAUCGGUUUGAGUUCCAGAGUUGCAUCACUCACACUUCUUAUGAAAUGGGCUUCAACAAAAGCUGGUCUCGGCGAGUAAAUUGUCGUAAUCCAGAAAUUUCCAGCUUUACAUUUCACAAUUGACAGUCCUUGUAUCAGAAGCACUGCUCAGAGGCGACAGGGAAAGCGACAAGCCUCUCAUUCUUUGACCCUAGCCAGGUGUCUCCCAGCUGGUCUGGGGACUUAAAUGUCAGAAAAUGGCCCCAAAUUAAAUAAUAAUAAAUAAAAAAAAAAAGCCCACCCACAAAUGAAAACCCAUAUAUCCUCUACUCAGCCCGAUGCCAGAGGAAAGGCUGGUUAAGUUUUGCUGUGAGGCUUCAGAAAGGUUUUGUGGACAACGAAACAGUUGCAGCAUUUAAAAUCUAAAAAAAGAAUCAAAUGGCUCACGCAGCAAGUCCAGAAUUAUCCAAGUCUCAUGGGGCCUCCUGAGACUUGGACUACUGUGCCGGACGAGCUGUGUGGAGUCAUCUGCUUCAGCUGUUUGAGAGAAUGCCGCUGUGGCGCUCCAGAAAUGUUUUGCGGACUAUCAAAACUCAAGCCGAAAAAUAGAGAUUCAGUCAUCUGUCCACUCUCAUGUAGAUUAAAAAAGUGAAUUAAAUGCUAUCCUCGUCUGUACAGAGAAAGGUUUUUUCAUGAAGUGACUUGUCGUGGAAAUACACUCAGUUGACAGUUUAUGUAACACCUCUCGGCUACAACAGGAAACGGUGGAAUCUCAUGCAGAACAUAUUUCAGGACUACUAUAUUACAGCUCCAACUGACAAAGACAAACUCCAGCCUUCAAAUAUGAAGUUUUUUCCAACAGCAACCUCCAAAACUGACCAUGAACACUUCACUGAAAAACCUUUAUCAAUACAGGAUUUGCUGUAGGGUUGUUAUUAGUAUCAGCUACCUAAUAGACUGAAACCUGAGUGCAUUUCCUCUAGGCUGUCAACAUGCAUAUGUAUAUUUUAGGGGUUUUGUUAAGGUUGGAUAUGACUACAUGACGCACUAGGGUCACCAUCCAUGACUUUUUCUUUUUAGUUUGAAAGCUUGAAUUUAGACUUUUCUUUGCUGUUGGUCUCGAUGUUCCUAAUAAAGCAUGGCUGUGCUGUUCAACCAA